This is a messenger RNA of Parathielavia appendiculata, 747 nucleotides long. RefSeq lists its product as uncharacterized. Lineage: Eukaryota; Fungi; Ascomycota; Sordariomycetes; Sordariales; Chaetomiaceae. Bases 1 to 747 code for a protein of 248 amino acids. The transcript has 2 exons. The record is from RefSeq and is a predicted model, not a curated record.
AUGAGCACGAUAACUUAUGUGCUCGAGGGCCUGACCGAGCCCAACGCGACCGAGAAUGCCGUCGCCGAAGCCGUGCACACAUUCAACGAGCGAGCCAAGUCUGCCCCCUUCUCGAUUGGGGACUUCCUCUGGGAAGCCUUCAACGCAGUCUUUGACGUGGCUGGAUGCACCCCAGGCGAGAGGCAGGGCAGGCUGCUCGAGUUCCUGGGCCAGCUGCAGCAAACAACCGCGGCAGAUGCAGAGGGGCGGCCGCUGAGGUACGAGGGCGGCUUCGUAUGGGAGGACAUGCCGUCUUUUGGCUGGGUUGCAAGGGAUCGGUGGAAUUUCGACAUCUGUGACCCUUCAGCCAUACCGCAGGACCGUUCAAAGUGGGAGAAUUGGGCCGCUUUGCUCGCGAAGCUGACUUCAUUAGCAAGGUCAGAUAACCCACAGCAUCCGUUUGACUUCUCGCUCUUUGGACUUUGGACCAUGAGGACCGCUUUUGAGGGAGCACCUCUCGAGACAGCGGCCCUUGCGUCGGCGGUCAAGCACGCCGAUAUUUGGGUCCGUUAUUCCGGGGAACGGCUCCGGAGACUGUGCCGAGAUGGUCGCACCUUUCAGGGGAACAGCGGCGUUGCCGGGAGCAAGUACGCCGACCGGGGAUGGAGAGGCUUCAGCAAGGAGAGAUGGACGGCAUGGAGGGAUGAGUUGAGGGCAGCCCGAGAUAGGCACGGAGAUGAUGCUGUUAUCCAAGACGCAUGUGGCUGA